AACAGCUGAUUGCGACUUUGACAAUCUGAUGGAUUGGAGGGGGUAAGACUAAGUGAUACUUUCAGGGGUGGUAGAGAUCAACAAAAUGGACAAUAUAAAGAUCCCAUACCUCCCAGAACUGGAGACUUGUUGUGGCUGCUUGUCUCUCAGGGAGGGAGCUAAAAUGUUUGGAGUGAUAUCGCUGUUGGGAAGCAUAUACAUGUGUUUGGAAAUAUUUGCAACAAUCAUCAUGAUAUCAGUUAAUCCUGACUACGUGGCAGAGGGUGCUGGAAUCCUCUUGUUUGCCAUCCUUGUCCACUCUGUUCACAUUGGCACUUCAGCCUCGCUUCUCUUUGGUGUAUACAAGGAGAGGAACAAGCCUAUGUUCGGUUGGCUCAUCACCGCAGUAAUGGUGGCACUCCUGGAAGCCUUUGUAGUCCCAUCUAUCUAUAUUCGGGUCCUGAUAUUCCACAAACUCAUAGAAGUCAACUAUAAGCUAGUCUUAGUGACCAUCAUAAUGCUCAUUGAUGACAUCUACGGUUGGCUAGUCGUGUACAGCUAUUACCGAACUCUUGCACGUCCCAGACAAGACUACGUCUUGAAGAUUGACUCACCCUAUGGAUGCCGAAGGGGAAACUUUGUAACUGAAGUGUUCACACAGCAUUUUAAAAAUCCAGGUUAUAUUAUUUUUUACAUACUGUAAAGCAUAGCUUAUAAUAUUUUUACUCAGGCAGCUACAGUCAUCCGUUUUCUUCAUGGACAUUUAUUUAUACUUGUAAUGUUAUAAGCUAAAUUGUCCACGGAGUGUGCUGACAGUAGAAAAUGUAUACUGUGAUAACUUGUGAUUUAGUGAACUUUUAAACAUGUUCUGUCCCAGUGAUUCCAUGGUGGUUGGCAUUAAGAGCUUGCUACACUGCCACUACUAAUGGUAGUGUCAUUUAUAUAUAUUUUUUUUUUACUGUAUACAAAUACUUUACUAUAAAAUAUGGUAUAUUUUAAUAUUAUUUGUACUAUACUCGUUUACUAUCAAUCAUGUCUAUUUACUCUUCCAAGAAUAACAAAGUUACUUUGGAUUCUAUAAAUUUGUCCUAAAAGUAUUGUAGUUAUUAUUUUUACAACGGUCAACUGCUAAAAAUCAGCCGUUUUAAUCAGCUGACUGAAAAAAACACUAAAUGAUUUUGAUAAUGUUGAAGAACAAUAUAUGGAAGUCCCACGAAAUACUUAUGCUGACCUGAUCAGCUACUGAUGUUUCUGCUGAGGAUAAUCUACGAUAAUCCAAUCAGGCUGGUAUAGCAGCUAACAUGUUGAACAUUUGCACUUGUACUUAGAAGUUUAGAUAUCUAUGUUUUCCAUAAAUAUUAUUUAUAAAUUUAGGCUUUGUGUGUGUGUGUGUGUGUCAUUUAAGCGUCUUCAUAUUUAUGAAAUUUUAGCACAAUUUUUAUUUUUUGUAUUUAUUUAUUUAUUAUUUUUUUCUUAUAUCAGUUGUUUUUGUAUUAUAUGUACUCGUAUGAUACUGCAUUUUUGUGCAUUUACAAGUCUCUUAUAUUUUUUUUUAAUAGUCCUCAACAAAAUUUCUUAUUAAAGCUGUUAUUUACAAAUUAUAUUUAAUAAAAACAACAAAUAAUAUCAAGAGAACUAAAACAUAGCAAAUUGUUAAAUAAAACUACCUCUGAAUUGGUGGUAAACAAUACAAAUUAUGAAAUAAUAAAUUUAUUUAUUUAUCUUUAAGAUUAUCAGCAGGCAAUGAGCAUGAUAGUAUUGUUAGUUGUGAGAUUCGAUAGGUUCUGUGCUGUUGGAAUUUCAUUUAGUAUGUAUUUCUUAACCAUCAAAAUUUAUAGGCUGUAGCCCUAUAUAAUAGCUUUUUGUCUAUAAUCGUCACCCAAAUACUUUGUUUAGUCUGGUCACUGCAUUGUAGCAAAUAGUAAUAGGUCUACAGAAAUGUUAAAUUGAUCGUUAUUGAAAUGGUAAAUUGAUUGUUAUUGAAAUGUUAAAUUGAUUGUUAUUGAAAUGUUAAAUUGAUCGUUAUUGAAAUGGUAAAUUGAUCGUUAUUGAAAUGGUAAAUUGAUUGUUAUUGAAAUGGUAAAUUGAUCGUUAUUGAAAUGGUAAAUUGAUUGUUAUUUUAUAAGUAGAAUACAGUAAGCUGCCAAACAUAAUAGUUAAUUAUAAACUAAAUGUGUUCUGAACAGAAUUUUUUAGAUUAAAUGUGUUCGUUAAAUUUUAAAAGUUCAGAUGAAAAUAUAUCCUUUUUUUAGAAGUAUUAUGUACAUUUUAGAACUUUCGUAUGUAGUUUUAAACUUUGAUGGUAUAAUAAUAUACUACUAAUAACUUUAAAAAGUUAUAAAAAGAGUUUAAAUUUUAUUUUUUUUUUUCAAUAAAACCUAACAGCACAGUAAAACAUAUUUUACAUAGUUAUGUAAGAAGGCAUAAAACUAUUUAUGAGAAUGAAAUAUGGGCUGUUUUUGUUGUUUUGUUGUAAGCUCCAUAAGCCCUCUACAAUUAUAUUUUCAUUACUAAGAACCCUGUAUUUUAGAGAUUAAUUUUAAUCUUUUUAAUGAAUAACCUGAGUUAAACUCAACUGUUGGUUCAUAAUUAUUGUUGUAAGUUUUAAAACUUGAAUACUGGGAUGAAAUCCACAAUAAGUAUUGUGGAUUGUACGAGUAUUACUAGCAUGUAUUUAGUGACUUUGUUGAGAUUGUAAACUCAGUUGUUGUAUAAGUAUGAUAAAAAUUAUCAUACAAAAAUGUUGUUGGCUUGUUAAAUGUGAUGUAGCAUAUAAUGCAUGUGAUCUAGCAUAUAAUGCAUGUAUUAAUUAUUCCUAUGAAUGGUGUACUUUUUCUGUGAAUAUAUAGAACCCUUUAAUAGUUAAUAGAAAAUACAAGAAAUCUUAUAGUUUUGCUAAAUGUUUUCCUUUUUUUAUGGGACCAGCUUUUAAUACUGAUAUAAAGAUUUUAUUUAAUCAAUAUUACUUAAUUGAUUUUUUGUGUUAAUAACUAUUAUAAUGGAAAAACGGUUCUUUUUUUGUUAUAUUAAUGAUUUGGAAUGUUUUUUCACUGGUUUAUUUAGCCCUUGAAUUUCUAUAAGUUGUUGCCUGCAAAAUUGUUAUAUUUUAUAAAUAAAUUAGUUUUUGUCAAAGUAAGAUCUGAUUUGCAAAGUAAACCUUUUUUAGCUCAUUUUGUGUAUUUUUUAAAUUAGAAAUAAAAUUUUUUCUGAAGCAUUGCUUUAAAAAUUUAAUUUUUGACUUGUUUGUUUACAUUUUUAAUCCAAAUAAAAAUAAUAAUUAAAAUUUUGUUUAAUAACUAUUCACUUAUAACAUUGGCUGUAAUGUACUGAUCAAGAUAAUAUGUAAUAGUAUAUUCUGUAUCUUAAUUAUUACUAUUCUGCAAAUUUUUAAAUGAUAACUAGCAAAAUAGUGCCUGCCAGGUUUUGCAACUGCUACUUUUAGAGUUGACCUCCAGAGGAUCUAUUAAGACACAGCAGUGGCAAGAAUGUAGUCAGGAAAAAGUUUUGGGGGUGAGGGUCAAGACAAUUAAUUUUUCCUAAAGUGGACAAAAAGUAAGGCCACAUUUUGUCGCUUGAAAAAUUCUUGACCCAUAUCUGUGUGAGAACGAUCUUUAAGCUGUACAUACUGUAAUACUGAAUUAUUUAAAUAAUAAUAAUCAUUUACUAAAAAAGUAAUUGAAACAAUUAAAAAACUUGGGGGAGGGUCCGGACUCCUUGGACCCCCUCACUGGCUGCAUCCUUGUGCAGUGGCUCUUAAGUGCAUUACAUCAUAGACGGCUGUUAUAGUCAUGGCAGAGGCCUGCUGCCUUAUUUUAAAAAUAAGUAUUUAAUGCAUCACUAUUUAUAUGCAUUUUUAGUUUAGAUAACAAUUAUACUGUAGCAAUUUAGUGAAAACAGAUCUUUUACAAUAUGUUUCAAAACCUUACAAUGACAUUGUUAUAGUACUACUACUAACCACUAGGAAACAGUAGUGCUAUGUAGGAUCCAGUCAAUUAUGAUGUAUUCGUAACAAGCAAGAUGUAACAGAGGUGUAAAACUUUGUAUGUAUUUUAUACUAUUGUUUUCAUCCAAAAUACCCGAAAACUCGCUUGAUUCCAACAAGGCUUGUUAUGAAUUUGUCUUCCUGUUACAUUAUACAUUUAAAUAAUAUAUUUUUAUUUAAAUAUUACCCCAUUAGUGCCUUCUGUAAACGAAUUCCUGUUUUCACUGAUUACCUCAUUAACCUCAAAGUAUAAUUAAGAAUCUUUUUGAAUUGGUUGAAGAAAUAUCACUGUCAGAUUUAUAAGGAAAUAGUGCCUUAGUUGAAUACUGUUAUAUUUUGGACUUUCAAUUUAGGUACGAAAACUUUGAUAUGCAAUGAAUGGCUACUGUUUUUAUUAUAAUUAUACUAUUACAAAACAGAACUAAAUGUUAACAUAUAAGCUGUGAUUUAAGCACCUUGAAUUUUAUUAGAAUGAAUAGAAUUAGAAUGAUUUCAUAUGUAAAUGAAAUCUGUAUCUAUGAUGUUAUAACUCAUGCUUUCAUGUAUUAAAUAUUCAAGUUGCUAACUAUAGUAUUUGAUUGUAAACUAAAAAAUCAACUAUAAAACAAUUAUUUUGAUUAUUUGCAUGUUUUAAAUUGGAAACAAAUUAAUAAUUAAAAUUAUUUAUUCAGUAAUAAAAUAUUAAUGAACUGUUUAAGAUUGUAGUUUGUAACAAAAUAAAUAUAUUUUGUAGUAUUAUACAGGUACAUAGGUUUGGAACAUUGACAGUUGAUGAUUCUGAUAUUGAUAACUAUCGAUGUAAUAUUACUUUCAUAAUGUCUUUUUGUUAUUAUAUUCUAAUUUAUUUUUUAGUAUUAUCUUAAAUUUUUGUACACUAUGUGAUAACUUAUAUGUUUGUCUAUUUUAGUACUUUAUUAUUUAACCCUCUAUCUAGUUUGUGUUGGAUGUCCUAUGAUGAAUAUGUGCACACUCUCUCUCUUUCUCUCAUGUACACACAUGGUGAAUUUUCCUGAUAUCAGUAGUAAUUCUAGUUUCUUUCUGCUUGUAUAUAUUAUAUACAUUAUUGAUUAAAUUUGUAUAAAUGGCAAUAUAUAAUUUUUAUUAUAUUUUUGGACCUUUACAACUUUUUUUGUUAAAUUGAUAUGGUUCUUUUCAUUAUAAUAAAUGAUAUAGUUCCUAGAAAUUACAUAAAAUUGGCUGCUUGAUGACUCUCAGGAUUGUAUAUAAUGAAAAUGUAUACAUUUUUAAAGUACUGUCUAUUUCCCUUUUUAUACUUUAUUUUUACAAACUUCUAAAUAAAAAAUAUUCCUCUAUAUUUAUUUAUUUACAUACUGUAUUUGAAAUGCUCAGGAAGUAAAAUUAUCAAAGAGGGUUAAUAUUGUUGUUGUAUUGAUGGCAUAAAUUAUUUAAUUUGUUGUGUUACUAAUGUUGUAAACUAAUCCAUAUUUUAAACUACAACGUACCUUGCACUUGUCUGUAUUUACAAUUUUUUAUUGUUUUGAUACAAAUUGUUCACACGACUGUGGCUUAUAGACAAAUAAAGUGAUUAUAAGACUUA
Homalodisca vitripennis (glassy-winged sharpshooter) is the source of this 5519-nucleotide messenger RNA. RefSeq lists its product as uncharacterized. The transcript is spliced from 6 exons. The coding region runs from base 86 to 682 and encodes 198 amino acids. Lineage: Eukaryota; Metazoa; Arthropoda; Insecta; Hemiptera; Cicadellidae. The record is from RefSeq and is a predicted model, not a curated record.